Messenger RNA from Debaryomyces hansenii CBS767, 939 nucleotides. It is a transcript of the gene SER2, whose product is annotated as phosphoserine phosphatase. The record is from RefSeq and is a predicted model, not a curated record. Gene Ontology annotation, molecular function: magnesium ion binding; L-phosphoserine phosphatase activity. The coding region runs from base 1 to 939 and encodes 312 amino acids. Gene Ontology annotation, biological process: L-serine biosynthetic process; dephosphorylation. Gene Ontology annotation, cellular component: cytoplasm. The transcript has a single exon. Lineage: Eukaryota; Fungi; Ascomycota; Pichiomycetes; Serinales; Debaryomycetaceae.
AUGUCUAAUACAGAGGGGUAUUCAAUCACAAUAAUUUCACAUUCUUCUGGAAUUCCAGAGGAAAAAAUUGCUUAUGUGGAAAAGUUUAUUAGCGAGAAAUUACAGUUAACAAGUAGUGAAAAGAAAGCGUUAUCAGCAAAUAACAGAGUACUUGAUUAUUCUGUAAAGUUAGGGGAACAACAAAAUGAGCAAAUAGUGGCGUUGAUAAAAGACGAAUUAUUAGGAAAUCCAUCAGGCUUUGAUAUCAUCUUUCAAAAGACAAGUGAACGUAAAGAUAAGAAAUUAUUUAUUUUUGAUAUGGAUUCCACUUUGAUUUACCAAGAAGUCAUAGAGUUAAUUGCAGCAUAUGCAAACAUCGAGGAUAAAGUUGCAGAAAUUACGGAAAGAGCAAUGAAUGGUGAACUCGACUUUACUCAGUCUCUUUUAGAAAGAGUGUUAUUGUUAAAAGGUAUUGAUUCUACGUCGAUUUGGAGUGAAUUGGAAACCAAGAUUGAAAUAACAAAGGGAGCUAGAGAGUUAUGUAAGGCAUUAAAGAAUCUUGGAUGUGUUAUGGGUGUUUGUUCUGGUGGAUUUAUACCGUUAGCAGAAUUUAUCAAAAAGCAACUAGGCUUGGAUUAUGCCUAUGCUAAUCAAUUAGGAACCGAUUCGAAUAAUAUUUUGGAUGGUACUACCAAGGGUUAUAUUGUCAACAGUGAAAAGAAAGCAGAGCUAUUGCUAGAAAUUGCAAGAAAUCAUCAGAUAGAUCCUCGUAAUGCGGUUGCAGUAGGUGAUGGUGCUAAUGAUUUGAAAAUGAUGAAUGAAGCUGGUUUUGGAGUUGCAUGGAAUGCUAAGCCAAAAGUUCAAAAAAUGGCUCCUUGCUGCUUGAAUACUGAUUCAUUGCAAGACAUAUUAUAUAUCAUGGGUUACAACGACGAAGAAAUUGUACAAUUAAUUAAGUAG